GUUUUUAUGCAACACUUUCGUACUGUUCCAGAAGCAACUGUCUGACGAAAGAAGGUCCACCCCCCACUGCCAUGGCUUCGACGGAGCAGCCUCCGAAGAAACGAAAACUGUACGACCUGUCGCAACCGCCAUCAACAGCGGAGCCACAGCCACAGCCACAGCCACCGGCGCCUCAGACGAGUGCGAAUGUACCUACUACAACCCUAUCGCAGGAAGAAAUUGCCCGAAAGCGGAGAAAUCAAGAGGAGAUUGCCAACUUCUACGAGUCUUACAAGCGUCUUAAGUAUUGUAUUUCUCAGAAGGAUGCUCGUCUCAUGCCCGAACUUGAACAGGCUUAUCUCUCCCUCAUCACCGCCUCCAGAGGUUGCACGAGUGUUCAACGGCUUGUAGCAGAGUUUGUCCCCAAAUAUGCAUCAUGUUGUCCUACUGCUCUUGAAGCAGCAGCAAAAGUUUGUAUCAAUGUACAUAACUGGAGCAUGGCAAUCAUAAACAGAGGUGAAGAUGCUGAUGGUUUUUCAUUUGGAACUGCUAAAAUCUGUAUAUUUGGUCUAUCUACUAUCUGUCAAGCUGCUUCAUCAGAGACACCAACAUCCUCUGUUAUUCAAGGCAUCUGUUCAGCUGUCUUUCUCAAUGUUCUAACCUUCUUUAUUUCAUCAUUUGAGGGACAAGGAAUCUUCCAGAUUGUAAACAAAGAUGUUACAAACAUCUUUGAUUCUCCAAAAACAUUCUCUGAGCUCAAAGAAAAGUUUUCUAAUGAAAAUGAAGCUCCAUCUGUCAUAUUAUCCAAGUUUCGUGCAUUAUGUAUGCUAUGGAUUUUCUUCAGGUGUCCUAGAAAUUCACUUGCAGCAUGCUUUGAGCUCUGUACUUCUAGUUUAAUGUCAACAGAUGCUGUUCCUGUUCCCAAUGGGGGACAGUAUUUUCUUAAUCAGGUGACAGCUGGACUUGACACAUGUGAUGAUAAAGUUUCAACAGACAAAAACUGCUUAUUGAGUCUGGUUCUUGAGAAGGACCCAUCAUUAAAAAAAUGGAUACUUUCAACAGUCAAAAGCAUUAGUAAAUCAGCUUCAUCUCACAUUGUGUCUGACAUCACCUCUGCUUUUGAGAAAAUAUUAGAAGAGGUGAAGUCAGGGGAAAAGCAAGUGGACAGCGAUGGAGACGAUACAAAUUCUUCCAAAUUUACCCCUAGGCAGUUUUUAGUUCCUAGAACCUCAGAAGCUUCUGUUAGAGAAGGAUCAAUAACAUCCAACACAAGCUCUAACAACAGUGGAGGCCCAAAAUCUAUGGACCUAGACUCUGUAGAUCACAAAGAGUUACCCCAUGCCAGCUCAUCAACUCCCCGGGACCCAUUCGUUGGAAGAAAUCAAAAUGGCAAUAAUAGAACAUUCGAAUCACCUAACAAACAUCAUUUAACUUCACCGUAUCCGUUGACCGGUCAACCGAGUUGGCUCGGUGACGGGGAUCGAGCUGCAAUGGAUGUUUACACAGCUUCAAGACAGCUUUGGGUGGGGUCAUUGGGUGGGCCCGACUCAUCUGAGGGACAUGUAAGGUUUCAAUUUGAAAGAUUUGGCCCUAUAGAUAAGUUUUUAUACGUGGGAUUUAAAGGGUUUGCAGUUAUUGAGUAUAAUAACAUUUUGGAUGCUAUAAAGGGUAGGGAAGUUAUGAGGGGGCGUUCUCCUUGGGUGAUAAAGUUUUUAGAUAUAGGCAUAGGCACAAGAGGCGAUAUAAAUGGUGUGGCUGUUGGGUGUAGCUGUCAUGUGUAUGUUGGAAACAUUCAAAGCCAGUUGGAGAAAGAUGAGAUAUUGUAUGAAGUAAGAAAAGUAGUUUUUAAGGGCCCACUUGCAGUUAAUGAGCUUAUGAGUGAAGGUGCUUUGUUGAUGGAAUUUGGGUCUCCUGAAGAGGUUGCCACAGUUAUUGGACAUCUUAGACAUUAUCGUAAAGAUAAAAGCCAAAGGGAUUCUGUUUCUUUCCAAUCAAACAAUAUGCAAUACCAAAAUUGGACGUAUAGAAAUAAUCCGGAAAGUGUAUUGCUAUCACACAUGCAGGGGCAUUAUGGUCCACCAUCACACUCACAGCCGAUACAAAUGAGACCUAUGUAUUAUCCUCCUCCUCCUCCGAAUAGCUCGUGGGGGGACCCACAGCCACACGGGAUGAUUCAUCAUCAUGUGGCAGCGCCUCCUCCUUUCUUGCCUCCUGCUGCUUCUGUAACUCCACUCACUCAUAAUGCAUUGCCACCGCCACAUCAUGAUCAGAUGUAUUAUGUGCCACCUCAGCCUGAUGUGGGAGUGGGACCACCUCAGUUAACCUUGCCACCACCAUUACCAUUACCACCACAACCAAAUAUGCCGCCUCCGUUACCUAUUCAUCCGGAAUUACCGCCACCAUUGCCGCCGUCUCCACCUCCUUCGUUUGAGUCUCAACCACCACCUCCGCCACCACCAGCGGUUGAGUCUCCGAUGAUGGGAAAUCACUGGCAGGGGACAUUGAGUAAAAGCGGGGUUCAUUACUCUACAAUACAUGCACGUAAACUGCAUUCAGACGUCUGCAAUUAUUCCGAUAAUAAUAUCUCAGAGCCUACAGAAUGGCCUGCUAAAUUAGAUAUAACAAAGCGGACUGACUUUAGACAUGUGAUGUCAACAUUUUCUAGCACCCCACCACACAAGAGAGAGGUAUGCCAACUCCUCCCAAGUUCUGCUGCUGACCAAAAAGGGUUUCAAGAUUUUAUAUCAUACCUGAAGCAAAGGGAGUGUGCAGGAGUUAUAAAGAUUGGGACUACUAGAACCAUAUGGUCAAGACUUGUGUUCAUUCUCCCUUACUCGCAUGAGACAUGCUCUCUUCUCUCCAUUGCCCCUGAUACACCAGACUGCCUCAUUGCUCUUGUUCUACCUAAAGAAACCAAUUUUGAAUGGGUAAAGCCGCCAUUGUAUGUAUAUGUUUAG
Messenger RNA from Lactuca virosa, 2936 nucleotides. Lineage: Eukaryota; Viridiplantae; Streptophyta; Magnoliopsida; Asterales; Asteraceae. The record is from the annotation of a GenBank genome assembly.